UCUGUCUAUGUCGUUGGCCAAACAAGACAGCCACAUGACCAAGAAGAGGGAUCCUGUAAGUUGCAUAUGUUACGGAUUCCUUGUUCACAUCACAGCGGGCAACGGUCGAAAGGGUUCGGGCGCCCCGAAGCAGUGCCAAAUUGAUGCAUUCUUCUAGCCAUGGCGAUCGUCGGCAUCAUCCGCAGCCGCAACGGGAGCACCAACCUGGACAAGAUAAUCAGCAUGUUGCAAGUCCGAGCGCGGUUUCGUCCUGGGGGGUGACUUACCUCCUCCAGUCGGCAAAGCGAGGCUGGCAGAGGCACAAGUCUCCGCACGUGGCAUCGUUGGAUGCGGUCAACAACUGUCUCGACGUAACGGAGACUGCCACCUCCCGACUCCAGGAGCGGGUAGAUCUGGCAGAGGGUGCGACGGUGGGUGCGAUCGAGGUGGCGUUUGUCGCCGCCGCGGCUGCUCAGAACAUUGUCAGGUUUACCCUACCGGGGCACCCGGUUCGAAAGUUCGCACUCAUUGCGGAGUGUGGCCGGAGUGCCGCGGAGCUGUGCCAGGCACUUGAUCGAAAAGGCGUUUCGGUGCGGGGCAUGGAGGACUUGCCCGACGCGGUGUUCCUGCGUGGAGGCGAUCGUCGAACUGCUCAAGCCUUGGAGGCCGGGAUUCCCAACCUGUCGCGGCCAGAGGUGCAGGCUUACAUCGUCAGGCUGCUGUUUCAGGACUCUUUCCAUGAGUUCGUGAGCGACCUCAGUGAGAUGUUCUCUCACGUACAGACCCACCUUCCGGUACCGACGUCGAUGCGAACAUCAGCCAGCGACCCACCUGCUGCUGCUGCUGCUGGUCCUUCUCACGGGGGAAGCGGUGAGGAUAGCCCCUGCGGGGGGAGACAAGCGGACGACAUCGAUCAUGGCGGCAACGGCAGCCGUGAUAGCGGCAUCUUGAGCGGGGGCCGGGGGGUGUGUGUGGGAAGUUUCAACGGAGAAGAAGUUGUUGCCGCCGGCGGUGGCAGCAGAGCAGUUGGUGUGGAAGAAAGAGUGCAUGGAGAAGGGGCUUCGGUGGCCGGCAGUGGAGGAAGGGGCAAAGGGAAAGGGAAGGCGCACGCGAACAGAGGGAGAGGUGGAAGAGGGAGAGAACGGGGGCGCGGCAGAGGAGGAGGAAGAGAAUCCCUUUCAGGGAAACCUCCAGGUGCUCGUGGAUCUCGGAGAGGAAGUCAGCAGAGGAACGACGGAACUGGCGGUACCGGCCCUGGUGGCUCAACAGAUCGAGCUGUGGAUGACAUUCGCACUGCGGCAGGGUCCCCUUGGCGAGGAGGAGUACCCCUACCUCCCCACGCACAACGCUCGAAACGUCCUGCCACAGAAGAAGCAGAAGCAGAAGCAGAAGCAGGAGCAGCAAUGGCGAAAACAGUCACUCGUGGAAAGGGUAGCGCGAGAGGUGCCGCCAAGGGAUCCACUCAACGAAGACCAGCACCUCCCGCCAAGCGCGCGCGCACGCAGCAGCAGCAGCAGCAGCAACAACAACAACAACAACAGAAACAGCAACAGCAACAACAGAGAGAAUGUGGCGUUGGCGGUGAUACCUCAGGUUUCACGCAAAGCUUGGUAGGCGGAGACGACACAGGCACGAACAGUAGUCGAAGCAGUGGUGGCGGUGGUGGUGGUGGCAAGGCGCCGAGCGGGAGGGGACCCGCAAGCCGGACAGGACCUGGAGAAACUGAACCGGUUGUCGCCUCAGCACGGGGAGUGUCAUCAUCUGGACGGGCUGCGAGGGAGGGAAGCGGAGGCCAGCAGGUGACGGGAACGUGUGCGAAAGGCGGCGGUGUGGGGCAACCGAAAGCAUCGAGAAACGGGAACAGCAAGACAAGCGCUCGAAAGAGGAAGAACAGGACUGCGGGCGCUGCCGCCUCUACCGCUACCUCCUCCGGCUCUUCCACCACCAUCGCAGCCGCUUGCGAGGCUUUCGCUUCCGCUGCCCCUAGGACCGGUGGGGGUCUUGGUGGGGGUGCGGCGGCAGCAGUGGCGGCGGCCGGCGGCCGGCAGCGCGACACGAUGCCUGGCGUUCUCAUGUCGCCGGUCACCUCCAGCGGGAGGGCGCCCGGGCUCUGGAUGACCCUGAAGAAGAUAUGGUCUGAGGUCAACAAACACCGCUCCUCCUGGGCGUUCCGGAAGGGGGUGGACCCUGCGACGGCACCCGGUUACCUGGACGUCGUCAAGCACCCCAUCGACCUUGAGGGCAUCCGCAAGCGGCUCGACGGCCCGGUGGUGCACUACACCAGCAAGGCGAUGCUGCAAGACGACCUCGAGCUCAUGUGCCGGAACGCCAUGCUCUACAACGACGAGGGGACCGAGUACCACAGAGUUGCCGAAGAUCUCUUGCGCUUCAUCAAGUCGAUGUUUGCCCGCUAGGGCGGCUGGCGAGCCCGGGCAUACCAAUCAUGGGGAGGUCGCGGCAAUGACGAUCGUGGUGGUUGGUGAUGCUGUUCGAUCCAGAUAGGAGGGGGCGCUCCGGAACACUCCUUGCCCAGGCAUGCAUUUCGUGUCGCGCGCAGGCUUUGAACUACGGUCGAAUGGCGUGUUAGGGAGAGAGAGUGUCCCCAGAAGACAGUGUGUUACGGAUAACAGGGCCCUGCUGCCCAGAUCGCCGGGGGUUGCACGGCUUUCUCCACCGUCAUAUCGUCUGUUUCUUUUCUAGAGCACGGAAGAAGGCGCAGGAGAAGUCUCGGGAAAGAUCGCGAAGGGACAGGGGAGGGGCAGUGUGUCACACUCUGGCAUUUCCGAGAGGGGCGCUGGGUGGUCAUGGUAGACAACUAGCCGGGUUCUAAGGCCUGUACACAGUAGAGAGAGAUCAAUCGGGUUCACUUUUUCUCCCCGCUGGUGAACGCACUUUCUUGUGCGGCGGAGUAUCU
Molecule: messenger RNA, 2893 nt
Organism: Ectocarpus sp. CCAP 1310/34
Lineage: Eukaryota; Phaeophyceae; Ectocarpales; Ectocarpaceae
Source: the annotation of a GenBank genome assembly